AUGGACAUGGAAAUUAAUGAGGCGAAGAUUUUGCCGGUUGUCAGGAAGCAACAUUUGUUGCUUUGUACACUGCUUAUCUGUAAUGCUGCUGCUAUGGAGACACUCCCUAUUUUCCUCGAUAGUCUUGUUACAGCUUGGGGUGCUAUAUUGAUUUCAGUGACAUUGAUACUUCUGUUUGGUGAGUUGUUGGAUGUCACGUUGGGGGAUGGACAUGUUGCUCUUUUUCGUAGAGCUGAGUUGAAAACACUUGUUGAUUUUCACGGGAAUGAGGCAGGAAAAGGUGGAGAAUUGAUGCGCAAUGAGACAACAAUCAUAGCUGGAGCCCUUGAACUCACAGAGAAAACAGCUAGAGAUGCCAUGACUUCUAUAUCUGAAACUUUUGCAAUUGAUAUUAAUGCAAAGCUUGAUAGGGAUAUGAUGAAGUUGAUUUUGGAUGAAGGACACAGCAGGGUGCCAGUUUAUCAUGAAAAACCUACAAAUAUAAUCGGGCUUAUCUUGGUAAAAUCUAAGCCAUUUACAGAUUCGGCGGAAGAUGUGAGGUUAUAUAUUGAUGGCGAAGGGCAUCAUCAAGAGAAAAACAAGAAGAACAAAAGAUCACUCAAGAAGUGGAAGAAUUCCCACUCCAGCAUGCAGAAUGGCAAUUCAAGGAGUAGAAGGUGGGUGAGGGACAUGUCAUUGGAUGUUCUACAGAUAGAUGACAAUCCGCUUCCAAAGCUCGCACAAGAGGAAGAAGCUGUCGGAAUAAUCACGAUGGAAGAUGUCAUCGAAGAACUGUUGCAGGAGGAGAUCUUUGAUGAAACCGAUUAUCAUGAAGAUUUGUAA
This is a messenger RNA of Magnolia sinica, 822 nucleotides long. RefSeq names its product DUF21 domain-containing protein At2g14520-like. The record is from RefSeq and is a predicted model, not a curated record. The transcript has 9 exons. NCBI's taxonomy places the organism in Eukaryota, Viridiplantae, Streptophyta, Magnoliopsida, Magnoliales, Magnoliaceae. Gene Ontology annotation, biological process: magnesium ion homeostasis. Gene Ontology annotation, cellular component: intracellular membrane-bounded organelle. Bases 1 to 822 code for a protein of 273 amino acids.